AUUUUUUCAGUUUCUUUUCAAACUCAGCAAUUGAAAGAAAAAAAUUCCCAAAUCUAAAAGAUUAUAUGUAUAUAGCACGGCGCUGUUGGCAGGCGUUCAUAUCGUCAAAAUAUUCAGAAAAACUUGUGUCCAACUGUUAUCCAAUUCUACAACAUGCGGGGAAAACUUAUAUUAGCGUUUUUACUAACAGUGACAACUUUAUCAACAAAUGUCGAUGAGUGUGAAGGUGGAUCAUUAGACGAGGAUCUUUAUGUUGAAAAGAUGUCUGAAUGUAAGCACUGCAAAGAAACGGGAGUCAUCUCAGACCAAACAGUUUGUGGUACAACAGGUCCUAAUCAAAAGUUUACAUGCACAUAUCUCAACGGGCGAGAAAUUCAGUGCUAUGCAGAAUGUACAGGAUUUCAAAUAAAGCGUAUAAGAGUGGACGGAGAGUUUAAAAAAUGCAACACGCAAUCAAAGCCCAGAUACUGCCCUGGUCAUUAAUAGACCAUUGCAACAAAAAACAUCUAUCAAAUGCACUGUUCUAAUGUAAAUGCCUCAAGUUGUAUAUUAUGUUUUGAGUUUUCAUUAUAACUUUUAUUUUAUAGUAUGGUUUUUUUAUUAGUCAUCUUUGUAUGAAGAUUUUGGGUCAAUAAAUAGUUUCAAUAUUUUUUUGAACUUCAA
Messenger RNA from Belonocnema kinseyi, 663 nucleotides. RefSeq lists its product as uncharacterized. The record is from RefSeq and is a predicted model, not a curated record. NCBI's taxonomy places the organism in Eukaryota, Metazoa, Arthropoda, Insecta, Hymenoptera, Cynipidae. The coding region runs from base 154 to 483 and encodes 109 amino acids. The transcript is spliced from 6 exons.